Hyla sarda is the source of this 5386-nucleotide messenger RNA. RefSeq names its product SR-related CTD associated factor 8 (gene SCAF8). The transcript is spliced from 21 exons. Bases 717 to 4721 code for a protein of 1334 amino acids. Gene Ontology annotation, cellular component: nucleus. Gene Ontology annotation, molecular function: RNA binding. The record is from RefSeq and is a predicted model, not a curated record. Lineage: Eukaryota; Metazoa; Chordata; Amphibia; Anura; Hylidae.
UAGUGCAGAUGACACUUGUGACAGUUUUCCUUUAAGCAACUCGCCCCUCAUAAUACAUUAGGGUAAUCGCAGUGGUGUAGUGUGGGUUGCCACUUGUCAGCCAAGGCAAAUACAGUACUGUGCCCCCAUAACCAAAGCAGUGCACUAGUCCAGUGGAUAUAACAAAUUGUAGACGAAGUCUUCAGCCAGUCACUAGGUGGCGCUAUCUCUGUAAGACCUGAGCGCUACCUGUGCUGUACUUUUUUUUUUUUUCUUUACGGCGAGAGGAAAUCACGUGCUCUUCUCAUUAUGUUCGUGCAGUGAGAGGCGGAGGUGGCGUGAUUUCCUCUUCCGCCCUCCCGGUCCUUUUUACAAUGUUACUACAGUAAUUUCACUAGUACAACCGCAGUAACGUGACCCUGGUGGUCUCAGCACCGUCAGCCUAAGCUUUUGCCGUAGCAGCUUGCGCGCCAGCUAUUAGCGCCAUCUGUAGGCCCCAGCUGGUGGUAUCUCUUCAGAGCAGGCAGCUGUUCUAUACAGUCUAUUAGCAGCUCCUAGCACCUUCACAGGACAAAACACGCGCUGAGCUAUGCGAGCGCCCCCUGUCGCGUACAGCAGUAACAGCAGCGCUUCCUCGCCCUCCCCUUCCCUCCUCCCGUCCCCUCCUCCUCCUCGUCUGUCCCCUCGCCACCGCCGCCUCCUCCAAACAACACGGCGUUCCUACAUCAGCCGACAACAUGGAGGCCGUCAAAACCUUUAACAGCGAGGGCCGACAUCAGGGUAUAGAAGUGCCCCUAUAUCGAGCUAGUCAGCUAUACUCGCUAAAUGAUUACAAGCCUCCGAUUUCCAAGGCUAAAAUGACACAGAUCACGAAGUCUGCAAUUAAAGCCUUAAAGUUCUACAAGCAUGUUGUUCAGAGUGUUGAGAAAUUCAUCCAAAAGUGUAAACCUGAAUACAAAGUACCUGGUCUCUAUGUUAUUGACUCCAUUGUACGACAGUCCAGGCAUCAAUUUGGACAAGACAAGGAUGUUUUUGCUCCACGGUUUAGCAAUAACAUAAUUAACACUUUCCAGAAUUUGUACCGCUGCCCAGCUGAUGACAAGAGCAAAAUUGUAAGAGUACUAAACCUGUGGCAGAAGAACAAUGUGUUCAAGAGUGAAAUUAUCCAGCCGCUCCUUGACAUGGCCGCUGGCAUUCCUCCCCCUGUUGUCACACCUGUCUUUCCUAGUACUGCUGCAGCUGUUAGCAACACACCAGGCACUCCAGCAACCCCUGUUACCCCAGCAAAUGUUGUUCAAGGCAUACCUGAUCCAUGGAUUGCACAAAUAACCAAUACCGAUACCCUUGCAGCAGUGGCACAAAUUUUACAAAGCCCUCAGGGACAACAGCUUCAGCAGUUGGUUCAGUCUUUGCAUGUCCAACAGCAAAAACCACAGCCCUCACUUCUGCAAGCUCUAGAUGCUGGUUUAGUGGUUCAAUUGCAAGCACUUACAGCCCAGCUUACAGCAGCAGCAGCUGCCUCAAACACUCUCAACCCAUUGGAGCAAAGUGUAUCCCUCAGUAAGAAACUCAUGGACCGAUUUGAUUUUGGAGAGGAUAAGUCACAGAAUGAAGACUCAAAAAAGGAUGGUUCACAAAUUCCUCUUGUACCAGAUUCUGUGAACAACUCACUUUUCCAUCAGCUGGCAGAACAUUUACAGCAGCAGAAUCUGGAACAUCUACGCCAUCAGUUCUUGGAGCAGCAACAUACUCCAAAGAUGACAGCUCAGGAAAACCAAGAUAUGAUGUCGGAAUCAGAAAAUUCUGCUACACCAUCACAGGAUGACAGCCAGCAGGCCUUUCGGGAAAAAGACCAACAGCUUCAUACUUCUUUAUCCAUACAACAAGAGGAUAUGGAUAUUGAGGAAAUGCAAGAUGAAACUGAAGAGCUGUAUGAAAAGGAAGAGAAGAAAAUGAUAAAAGAUGAAAAACCAAGGGCCCGUUCAAAAUCACGAUCAAGAUCACCUAGGAAAAGACGUUCUAGAUCUCGUUCUGGAUCCAGAAAACGUAAGCAUAGAAAACGUUCUCGUUCGAGGUCAAGGGAAAGAAAACGUAAGACUUCAAGGUCAUACUCCAGUGAAAGCAGAGCACGAGAACGAGAGAAAGAAAGGCUGAAAAAGGGCCUGCCUCCUAUUCGAUCCAAAACUCUUAGUGUGUGCAGUACAACAUUAUGGGUGGGACAGGUCGACAAAAAGGCAACUCAGCAAGACCUGACCAAUGUAUUUGAAGAGUAUGGACAAAUUGAAUCUAUCAAUAUGAUACCUCCCCGUGGUUGUGCUUAUGUUUGCAUGGUUCACAGGCAAGAUGCUUUCCGGGCUCUUCAGAAGCUAAGCUCAGGCUCUUGUAAGAUUGGGUCUAAAAUAAUCAAGAUCGCUUGGGCUUUAAACAAAGGAGUGAAAACAGAGUACAAGCAGUUUUGGGAUGUUGAUCUUGGCGUCACAUAUAUACCGUGGGAGAAAGUUAAGCUGGAUUAUUUAGAUGACUUUGCUGAAGGUGGAAUGAUCGAUCAGGAAACUGUUAAUAAUGAAUGGCAAACACAGAGGAAGACAGAGCCUGUUGCAGUGAAGAAGCAUGCACCUGCUCCUGUACCUACUACUACUGUGCAGAGUCCAAUUGUUCCAAAAACCACAAUAAUAACAACACAGACGGAGGCAUAUAAUCCACCUGUUGCAAUGCUUCAGAUUCCUGUAACACCAACUGUCCCGGCUGUGAGCUUGGUACCACCUGCUUUUCCUGUGUCCAUGUCUGUGCCACCACCAGGCUUCACCAGUCUUCCCCCUCCUCCGUUCAUGCGUGCAAGUUUUAACCCUUCUCAGCCACCUCCAGGCUUCAUACCUCCACCUGUUCCCCCACCCACUAUUCCCCCACCUUCCAUCAGCUCAGCUAUUCCUACAGCCUUGGUUCCUCGACUACCCAUGUCUACAGACAUUAAAGAAGUGUCAUAUAGCAGUUUGAUGUUGCCAAUACCAUCAGUUGUAACCACUUCAGUAUCAACGCCAUCUGUCUUUAAUCCUUCCUCAAGUACUCAAGCAGGCCAAGAAGACAAAAGACCAAAUCCUGCAAACAAUGUCAAUGAAAGGACUGCUGCAAGUUCAACGCAAAGUACAGUGGUUAGCAGUACUGGAAUCUUAGGAAUGCAACCACAACCUCCUAUAACAGCACCUGUUCCAGGUUUAACUAUGGGUGGAAGAAUAGCAGCUAUGCCUUUUUUGGAUAUUCGUCCUGGGUUACUUCACCAACCAGCGACAGCAAGAUUUGCUUUAUUAACUCCAGCAAUGCCCCCUCCACCACCACCAAGGAGCAUGCUUCCUCCGGGACUUAUUGAUCCACCUGUACAUUCUCUUUCUUUUCCACACGGAGAUAUUUUUACCCGUCCCACUAUUUCAUCUAGACUAAGUAAUGAUAGUGCUCCUCUUCCAGAAGAAGGUGUUGCUUUGCAAAGUGGUAAUGUUCAACAGGAAGGAGACCAAGACUACCGGUUCCCUCCCAUAGAGAGUCGUGAGACUGUUAGUCAACCUUCUGGAGGUGAACAGAAACAUGAGGGCAUGCCGUUGGUUGCAAGCCAGAAAAGUGAAGGUGUGAGCUCUCGAGAGGACAUUGAUGUUAGACACGUAGAGGAUGACCAUGAGCCACAGGAUAUGGCUGUUGUGGACCCAUGUGAGAGUCAGGAGAAACUUGGUACAAUAUCUAUGGUAGGACAGUUAUCUCCAGAAGGGGCACAUAAAAGUGAAAUGGAAGCUGAAAUGCAUUCUCUUGAAAGUUUGAGAGGGCCUGACAUGCAUUCAUAUGAAAGCAAGCUAAAAAAUGUUCCUGAUGCUCAUGAUGUUCCAAGACUACAGUUAGAUGCCAGGCAACAUUUUGGCAGCCCCCCAUCAGAUUUGUUACUGCCCUUUGGCAGACAUCCUCUUGAGAUUAGAGAAAAUUUUGGUAGACAACCACUUGAGGGUAGAGAUAAUUUUGGGAGACCACCCCCAGAGGGAAGGGAUCACCUUGGCAGACUGCCUGUGGACAGGAGAGAUCACUAUGGGCGCCCAAUUUUAGAAGGCAGAAACUUUGGACAUCAACCAAUGGACGGUAGAGAGAUGUUUGGAAGGCCACCUGUAGAUAUGAGGGAUCAUUUUGGAAGACUGCCAUCUGAUAUUGGUAGAAGAGAGCAGUUUCCUCCAGAUAAACCAUGGGUCCAUAGAGGGGAUUUUGACGAAAGACAGCACCUUUCUUUUCCUGGUUUUGGUGGCCCAAAGGGCUUCUCAGAUGACAGACCUCGCCAUGGUAAUUUUCGGCAUGAGCACAGGAAUGCACCAAGUUGGAACAGAGGAUUUGAGUCUGAUGCACACAGGGAUUAUGAUGACCGCCGUCGCUCUUGGGAAAGACAUAGGGAUAGGGAUGAUCGAGAUUUCCGCAGAGAAAUGAAUGGCAACCGAUUUGGACGAGAGAGACAAUCAAGCAACUGGAUGACACCUCAGCCACAGAUUUUUGAGUAUUUUCCAGAGGCUUCUACCACCAAGGAAAAAACUGAUGAGGUGUCUCAGGUCAAUGGAGAAAUGCCAGAGACUGAUAGUAAAAAACAAACUGUUAAAAGUGUGAAUGAUCCUGAACUGUGUGAAAAGGCAACCUCUGACAAAAUAAAUGAAGAGAAAGAGGCCAAGGAGGCUGAAGUAAAGAGCCAACCAGUGGUUGAAACCACAGAAACUGAGGGGACAUAAUCAUCACUCAGUAGGUAAAGAUACCUUUUGUAAAGUUGUCAUCUCUAAAGUGAUAGAUAAAUGGCUGACUGGACCUUAUUAGUUUGCCUAUUGUCAGCCUGACUUAAGUUAAUCUAAUGUAACUGUUCACGUUUCACUUAAAUAACUGUACAACUGACUUGUAUAGACUGCUCUUAAUCUGAACAUGAUAGGUAGAGAUUUUUUAUUUUUAAAUUAGGAAUCACAAACAUUGCCCCACGUGCUUUUAUCAUCACUUGAAUUGAAGUAUUUGUGAAAUGUCCAGCAAAAAGACUUCCUAUGGAAGAAUUUCAAAUUUUUACAGCUUUUGGUGGGUUGAAUGUUGGGACUGGCUGCAUUUCAGGCUGCUGCUGAUUUUUAAAGUCUAGAUAAAGCUGUGAUUCUUUUAUGUUCCUGCAAAUUGGUUUGAAAUUAGUAUUUGGCAGAUCGCAGUACUAAGAUGCAAAAGUAAAGGAAGACAUGAUAAGGUUUGUAAAGUCAACACCACAAUCCAUGUAAUAUCCCAAAGUUAAGUGUCUGUGAUUUGUUUCUUGUACUGCAGUGAGUAAAAAACAAAAAAAAAAACUGAAAAGUAUGUUUAAUGUUGGGUGCAUUCUGUUUUUAGAUCCUAAUAAAACAUUUGUUUGAUAACAGUGUUCCAGGUAUUG